Chrysoperla carnea is the source of this 1669-nucleotide messenger RNA. RefSeq names its product sex determination protein fruitless (gene fru). NCBI's taxonomy places the organism in Eukaryota, Metazoa, Arthropoda, Insecta, Neuroptera, Chrysopidae. Gene Ontology annotation, cellular component: nucleus. Gene Ontology annotation, molecular function: protein binding. Gene Ontology annotation, biological process: regulation of transcription by RNA polymerase II. The coding region runs from base 126 to 1298 and encodes 390 amino acids. The record is from RefSeq and is a predicted model, not a curated record. The transcript has 5 exons.
AAGAAAAAUUCACCCAGCUGAUGAAUAGUUCUAUAGUUAUGAAAGGCAGUGGAUGUUAAGGGUCGGGUGGCGUUGUGAUGGCAAAUAGUUUUUUAAAGGUAGAUAUACAAAAGUGCUAGUAAACAAUGGACCAACAAUUUUGUCUACGAUGGAACAAUCAUCCAACAAACUUAACAGACGUUUUAUCAAGUUUAUUGAAGCGUGAAGCAUUAUGUGAUGUAACGUUAGCAUGUGAUGGAGAUAUGUUUAAAGCACAUCAAACAAUACUAUCCGCAUGCAGUCCAUAUUUUGAAACAAUAUUUUUGCAAAAUUCACACCCACAUCCAAUAAUCUUCCUAAAAGAUGUCAAUUACAAUGAAAUGCGAGCAUUGCUUGAUUUUAUGUACAAAGGUGAAGUGAACGUAUCACAAAAUUUACUACCAAUGUUCCUAAAAACGGCUGAAUCAUUACAAAUACGUGGUCUUACCGACAACAACACAUUGAAUAGUAAAACAAACGACGAUCGUAAUAACAGUAGUCCGAAACCGGAUAACAAUUCAAAUCGAACUGGUGCUAGUAUUGGAGCUGGAGCCGGUCUUGGUGCGAAUCAUGAACGAGAGAGAGAACGGCAUCGUGAAAGUGAACGAGAACGGACUGAGAGUCCACCAAGGGAGAAACGUAAACGUAAAACAUCUAUUAGUUCCGAACAAAAUAUCAAUACGUCAACGGCAAAUAAUGAACGUUAUAAUAAUGAGUCACAACAAUCGUCAAUAAGUUCAUAUAAAUCUAGUUCCGGCCUACAGUCUUUACAAUCGAAAUUAUGCACAGAAAGGGAACAAGUACCAGAAGAUUUGCGCGCUACCCCACCUCACCUGCCAUUAAUAAAACAAGAACCAACUGGAAUGGAAUCAACAUCUCAUAUGGAUUACAAGGAAUCAUUUCAUAUGGCCGAUCAUAUAGGAUUACAAUCAGUGGGUGGACCAAUGAAUUUACAUGUUGAUGAUUUAAAUUUGUUGGCGGCGCAUGGUCUUACGGAACCGGAUUUGGAACAUUCUACACCGACACCAACUCAUGACGUAUCUGAUAACAUCGACGAACUAAAAGGCUGGCGUAUAUCACAAUUAUUUGAGCGUGUGAAUGUAACUGAUGAACGACGUCGAUGUAUUAUGUGCGGAAAAAUGGUCACCAACAUUCGUAAUCACUACUAUGUACACUUUCCUGGGAAAUAUGCAUGCUCAUUUUGUCGUGCUGUCUAUACACGUAGUGAUACCUUGCUGUUACACAUGCGCGCUAAACAUCCAGAUGAAAUAUCGCAUUAAAAACAGCACAUCUGACACGUAAACACGUCACACCACACUUGAUGUUCGAUUCUGUUCGUUUCUUUUUUAACAUUAUUUUGAUUUUGUUACUUUUUAUUAAUGGUGGUAUUUGGAACAAAUGAUUUUUGCCAAACUAGUUUGUAAGGAUAAGUAGCAGAAAUAUUAUUUAGUUUAUAAUCAUAAUUAUAGUUUCUUUUCUCUUUUACGAAAAAUUUAUUGGUAGCUAAUUACUCUAGGUACUACUUUUCAUAGCCGAUAAAGGUCCAAGGCUGUACUACAAUUUUUUUUACGUAUUUUUAUAUGCUGAAGUUAAUUUUGCAAUGUGCUUGGAUUUAAUAUGGUGUCAAAAAUUAUAAUCAUUAGGACUAUUC